AUGGCUCCUCGCUCAGCUCCCAAGACGGCCUCCAUGGACAUUCCCAAGUCGCGGGAUGCUCCUCGCCGCCAUGGCAUGCUGCCUACGCCUCCCUCGUCCAUCUCUCCUUGCCUCAACCCCCAGGGCUUCAAGCAGCGUGUCACCCAGGAGGCCCUCCACCAGUAUAACCUCCGGUCGCCGCCGGCCUCCUCUUCCCUCGUUCCGCAUGACACCCGGCACGAGAUAGACGCAGUCGACUCAGACAUCGACCUCCAAGACACUGAGGACAGGCGUGUUCCUUCAUCAGCCGCAGCCGCAGCCGCAGCCGCAGCCGCAUCCACUUCAAAGGGCAAGGCUGAUGUUUCGGGAGACAUCACCCCUGCCAUGUUGGCCAAACACUACCUGCCCGACAUCCUGCUCGCACACGGCCCGCUCGCCAUCAGACACAUCAUGGGGUACUUGACGACCUCUGUGCCUGGGUUCGCCAUGAUACCGCCUGCCAAGGCUAGGAGACUUGUCGUGGCUGGCCUAGAGGGCAAGGCGUCGCUCUCAGCCAACGCUGACUUCAUGGAUGACGGCGAGGUCGAGUUCGAAAAAGUCGGAUGGGGUCGCUGGGACGCCUACCGUCGUGGCCAGCAGAAGCGGGAAGGAGGCAAUCAUCACACUGCCACUGAGCGUGCUGGCCACGUCAACCACCAUCAUCUUCCCUUGCCUCACUACUACGCCCCCGUGGACUCGCCCAUCUUCUCCCACUCAGAUUUCAGUCAGAACCAAGACAUCGACGAGGUGGACAAGAUGUCCCUUGACGACGACGGUGCCAGCCAGCCACGCAUGUAUUGCUCUUCCUCCGCUUCCGAGGAGCCGGACAUCAUGGACGGCGACUGGGAUGAGGCUGACAUGACCGACGAAGAGGACUGGGCGAACAUCGGUGCCGACGCACUCAGAGCGCAGUCCCUCGGCCAGGAGCCUUCCAUGCCGUCGUCUGUCUACGCUCGAGGAUGUGGCUAUGGAUACGGAGGAGGACCGUCUUCCUCUGCUCUGGCCAAGGCUGCUCCCAUCGCCAUGCCCGGUGGCAAUGUCGAGGAACGUGCCGCUGUCGAAGCACUUCUGCAGCUUGGGUCGAUGUAG
This is a messenger RNA of Trichophyton rubrum CBS 118892, 1107 nucleotides long. RefSeq lists its product as uncharacterized. Gene Ontology annotation, molecular function: sequence-specific DNA binding. NCBI's taxonomy places the organism in Eukaryota, Fungi, Ascomycota, Eurotiomycetes, Onygenales, Arthrodermataceae. Gene Ontology annotation, cellular component: nucleus. Bases 1 to 1107 code for a protein of 368 amino acids. The transcript has a single exon. Gene Ontology annotation, biological process: positive regulation of transcription from RNA polymerase II promoter by glucose. The record is from RefSeq and is a predicted model, not a curated record.